Molecule: messenger RNA, 1173 nt
Organism: Micromonas commoda
Lineage: Eukaryota; Viridiplantae; Chlorophyta; Mamiellophyceae; Mamiellales; Mamiellaceae
Exons: 1
Coding region: 1-1173 (390 amino acids)
Source: RefSeq, a predicted model, not a curated record
AUGGACGGUCGAAUCGAUACCGCCGCCAUCACCACCCCCCCGCGCCUCGCCCUCGACGCCGACGCGCUCCUCGCGUACGUCUCCCGCCACGUCCCCGCGGUCCGUCGCGCGGGCCGUCGCAAGGUGCGAUCGCUCAUCGUGUCGCAGUUUGGGCACGGGCAGUCCAACCCGACGUACAAGGUGACGUGUGCAGACGCGUCCGGGGCGCCCGUCCCGAACCUGACCUUCGUCCUGCGCAAGAAGCCGCCGGGGAAGAUCUUACGAUCGGCGCACGCGGUGGAGCGCGAGCACGCGGUGCAAUCGGCGCUCGGCGCGCUUCGAAGGAACGGAACGGGCGGCGGGGACGUCCCGGUGCCGACGAUGCUGGCGCUCUGCGAAGAUCCGUCCGUGGUGGGCACGCCGUUCUACCUGAUGUCCUUCGUCCCAGGGCACGUGUUCACGAAACCCGGGCUGGACGCCCUCCCGUCCCCGGCGCACAGGCGCGCGGUGUACGACGCCAUGGCGGACACACUCGGCGCGUUGCACAGGAUAGAUCCCCGGCGCAUCGGCCUCGGAUCGUUCGGGUCUGGGGUUAAAAGUCUCAGCUCGGGUCGGGGGUCUAGUCCCGGUUCCGGUCCGGGUUCCGGCGGCGCAAGCUGGAGCGAACGCCAGCUGGAGCGGUGGGCGCGUCAGUACUCGCUGUCCCUCGUCGGCGACGCCGACCCGGAGCCGGUGGUGACCGCGCUCAUUGAAUGGCUCCGAGCCAACCGACCUAUCGCCGAGCCGGGGGGAAAAUUGGUGCACGGAGAUUUCCGACUCGAUAACAUCGUGUUCGAAUCGCCGGUGGGACCGGGUCCCGCCGGUACCGGCAAACACAAAGACAAAGAUAAACCCGCGCCCGGCCGUGGUGUGCUCGCGGUGCUCGACUGGGAGCUCUCCACGCUGGGCGCCCCGUACGGCGACGUCGCGUACUGCUGCAUGCCCUACCACCUGCCGCCGGCGGCGGCGUCGGGUGGGGCGCCCGCGGCGUAUCCCGCGUUCGCGGGUUCGAUCCCGCCGAGCGGCGUGCCCACCGAGGCGGAGUUUGUACACAGGUGGUGCGUCGCGUCGGGUUUGCCGAACCCGCGGACGAGGACGGAACGCGUGGCGGGCGACCCGAGGGGCGCGAAGAAACCGGUGCGUUCAUCUUAUUAA